UGUGCAAACAAGCGGCACGGCUUGAUUAACGCUUUCCGACAGCAAGCAGGCCGAGGGAAGGUGUUUAUUCCUCACCCCACCCCCAUUCCACCAGCUGGGCUACGUGAGGCUCGGCCCCGUGGCGUUUGCUUGCUUGGAUCUCAGCCGUCGAGAGAACCCCGGCCAGCUCGCCUCGUCACGCCACACUGCCCUGAGAAUCUCUUUUGGGCUAUCUCGAGCGCUGGUGUCGAGUCGUCUUCGUGGCCGCUUGUGCCUGUCCCCGACUCCCUGUGCGACAAGACCGCACUGCUACGCUCCGCCCAAGGCAACUCCUGCCUCUAGCCGGCGCGUCUGGGCGUAAUUAUAUUGUACCAAUGCUUCCCUUCUUGGAGGUUGACCACCUCCCCUCCUCCUCGUCUUUCUACUCGGCCGUCAUACGCCCCCUUGGCCUGCGUUACCUGUCCACCGAAGACGGGCAUUUCCCUUCCAUCACAUACGGAAACGCUUCCCGAACCGCCCCUAUCUUCCAGAUCAGGCAGGUGAUCUCGAGCAGAGAUCGGCCCCUGAGGACUUCACGCAUUGCGUUGAGCGCUCCUUCGGCGGCCGCGGCCGACUCCUCCUACGAGUUUGCCCUGCGGGCCAAUCCCGACGCCCGGGACACGCAGCCCCGCCACCCGGGCGAGAGUUACGCUGCUGGCGGUGGCGCGUCCGCGCAACGGAGAGACACCAGCGGUGGCGGCACCCGGGUGCUUAUAACUGACUUUGUCGGUAACAUGAUGGAAAUUGUCUAUCAACCGCCACCAAAUUACCCCUCGCAAUACAACGGCUCGACCGUCCGCCACACCAAGUCAACCAGCGACGAAGCAAGCCGCAUCCUGGGCUGGAACUACGACGUCGCGAGCUCGUCCGUCGCUUCACCCGCCGGCCCCAGCUCCACAUCUGGCGCAUCUGUUCGCACCGUCUCCCGUCGGUCCUACGCCCAGUAUCCCGACGACGACGACGACGACGACGACCAACCUCACCCCGGAAUCAGGCGGAGCGUCACCGCCGGGUCCUCAGUUUACGAACCCGCCGCAUCCGCGCGAGAGAACUCCAACGGCCUAAGCGCCGGUGCCGUCGUCGGAACCCUCCUCGGUGUUGCUGCCGGAGCCGCAUUCACCUACAACAUCGUCAAGAGCGACAAGCCUCGGGACGCCCGGCACGAUUACGACAUGCCAUCUUUCUCACGCCGAUCGACCUUUCCGGAAAAGUACGACGGGUAUUCGGAUCGCGAGCCCCGGUACGUCGAAGUGGAACGUGCCGUCGAUAAGGUCCGCUAUCCCCCUACGUCGGAUUAUCGCCGCCCUCCGCCCGAGUACAUCGCGCGGUACAGCCAAGCCGAUGCGCCGCGGAGCAGGGAGGUGGACGACGCCUACGAUGACUCACGGGGUCGUCACCCAUCAUCCCGGCCGCGGACCUCUUCUGCGCGGCCUCGCAGUGAGUCGGCGAGUUACAGGGACCCCUACAGCGGGGCCGAAGCCGAGUAUCAUAGUUAUGCGAGCUCGAAGGGCUCGAGGCACCCCCCGAUAGUGCACCGCAGUUACACAUACGAUACCCCCGACCGGGACAGCUACGUCUCGGCCAAGAGCCAGCGGUCCAACAGCACGGUCCGCGGGGUCCCAUCUGACCCCUACGGCGCACCGGCGCAGGUGAGCUCGCACUCGAGGUCCGGCAGCCGCGUGACAACGACGACGAUGACGUACAAAAUGGCCGGCCGCCCCCGGAGCUACAGCCGAGGAGACAGCUACUCUUCGGCCCGCCACGUCCCUCUCCCCGACAGCCGAUCGCCCACCUACAUAUCAACGCGCGACCUCCCCCUCCCCGACAGCCGGCCCCCCGCGUACCUCUCGCCCCGCGACAUGCCCUAUCCUGAUAGCAGGGCGCCAGCCUACCCCUCGGCCCACGACGGCCCGCUUCCGUCGAGCAGGCCGCCUACCUACGUGUCGGCUCGCCAUAUCCCCUUACCAGAGAGCUACGCGGGCAGUCAUUCCAAGUGGGAAGGUGACGACGACGAUGACGAUGACGACGACGCGGACAGUAUCGCGCCGAGCGACAGUAUUAGCUGUGUUGGGAGCCGGAGGAGUGGGCGACCGCACUAUUGAGCGACGUUGUGGUGGUGUAUAUACCAGGAAAAUGCGUUUUGGUUCCUUGUGUUUUUUUAUGGUCAACGGGGCGAUUGUUUCAAGAGGGGGCUUUCCUUGCCACCCAUUAUUUCAGUGUAUGUACAUACAGUACGGGAA
This is a messenger RNA of Chaetomium fimeti, 2258 nucleotides long. RefSeq lists its product as uncharacterized. The record is from RefSeq and is a predicted model, not a curated record. The transcript has a single exon. NCBI's taxonomy places the organism in Eukaryota, Fungi, Ascomycota, Sordariomycetes, Sordariales, Chaetomiaceae. Bases 354 to 2120 code for a protein of 588 amino acids.